Thunnus maccoyii (southern bluefin tuna) is the source of this 2562-nucleotide messenger RNA. It is a transcript of the gene tbp, whose product is annotated as TATA box binding protein. Gene Ontology annotation, biological process: DNA-templated transcription initiation. Gene Ontology annotation, molecular function: RNA polymerase II general transcription initiation factor activity; DNA binding. NCBI's taxonomy places the organism in Eukaryota, Metazoa, Chordata, Actinopteri, Scombriformes, Scombridae. The transcript is spliced from 9 exons. The record is from RefSeq and is a predicted model, not a curated record. Bases 262 to 1182 code for a protein of 306 amino acids.
AAUAACAACAGAAGAAGAAGAAUAAGAAGGUGAAAAAAGGAAGUAACCGACGCUCACGAGCCUGAAAUAACUGUGCUCGCGUGCUGACUAACUGGCAGAGUGUGAGUGACAUAGCUGUCAGAGAGGAGACAAGAAGAGGGCAGUACUUGCUGGGGUUUUCCUACUGUGAACUGGACUGUGGACACCGAGCUUUGAGGCUCUUGUCCAGUCUAUCUGUCCUGUGUUUUUGCCUCCUGGGUGGCAGUGAACAGAGCUGAAGAGAUGGACCAGAACAACAGUAUACCAAGCUUUCAGGGACUGGCUUCCCCCCAGGGUGCCAUGACUCCAGGCAUGCCUAUCUUCAGUCCCAUGAUGCCAUAUGGCUCAGGCCUGACUCCCCAGCCUGUCCAGAACACCAACAGUCUGUCUAUACUGGAGGAACAGCAGAGGCAACAACAGCAGCAACAAGCACAACAGGCACAGCAGGCCAACGCAGGCCUUCCAGGGACGUCGGGGCAGACCCCUCAGCUUUUUCAUUCCCAGACAGUAGCAGGUUCGACCACCACAGCGCUGCCAGGAAACACCCCACUACAUCCGUACAACACUCCGCUGACCCCCAUGACCCCGAUCACACCAGCCACACCAGCCUCAGAGAGCUCUGGAAUAACACCACAGCUACAAAACAUAGUAUCUACUGUAAACCUGGGCUGUAAACUAGACUUGAAGACCAUCGCCCUGAGAGCCAGGAAUGCCGAGUACAACCCAAAGCGUUUUGCUGCUGUCAUCAUGAGAAUACGAGAACCCAGGACCACUGCUCUCAUCUUCAGCUCCGGGAAGAUGGUCUGCACUGGAGCCAAGAGUGAGGAGCAGUCAAGGUUAGCGGCCAGAAAAUACGCUCGUGUGGUACAGAAGCUCGGCUUUCCUGCCAAGUUCCUGGACUUCAAGAUUCAGAACAUGGUGGGCAGCUGCGACGUGAAGUUCCCCAUUCGGCUGGAGGGAUUAGUCCUCACACAUCAACAGUUCAGCAGCUAUGAACCGGAGCUGUUUCCAGGACUGAUUUACAGAAUGAUCAAACCCAGAAUCGUCCUGCUCAUCUUUGUUUCUGGGAAAGUCGUACUAACGGGUGCAAAGGUGAGAGCAGAGAUCUAUGACGCGUUUGAAAAUAUCUACCCCAUCCUGAAAGGCUUCCGCAAGACAACGUAGAACCUGCAGCUUCUUUUACCAUCUCCCGAACCCCGUCUCUUUUUACUCUGAUUUUUUUAAACUCACAUGGGAGUGGCAUCUAUAUGUGGACCUCUACAAGUGGACUGCUCUAAGGGCUGUUGCACAGGGAUGUGAUUCAUCUUUUCUUUUUUUUUUUCCAGCCCUCCAGUGUUUCAGAUUUUUUUUUUGGGAAACACGUUUUUUUUUUACAAGUUUCUGUUCCUGUGUUCAGAUCUCACAUGAUGGUAUGGUAACAGACACAGCUCCGUUUGUUUCCGACUGUUUUCCAUGCCCCGUUUUUUUGGCUUUUUAUGUUGUCCUGAUUGAUCACAUCCCUGAUUGUAUAUAAGACUGUAAGAAAAUGUAAAAAUCGCUGAUUAGAAGAGAGACGGUCGGAUUCUGACUGUCUUUUGUUUUUAUUUUAAGCAGUUUUAAAUAGUUUUGUACAUUGUUUUUUUAAAUUGUCUGCUCAGUCCCCCAGUUGAAGCAAUAUGCGUUUGGGUCCGUUAGCCUCACAUUCCUUAUAACAGUAUUUCGUAAGAUUUUACUUUAAUGAUUCAGGAUCAGGAGGCUCUUUAUCCCAACACUAAUCAGUCUGCCUUAUAAGAAUUUUGUCCUCUUAGAUUUGUAAUGUAAAUCAGUUGGAUCUGGGUUCAACAAGUCCUAAUUUCAUUGAUGCUGGAAGUGGAUUUCCCUUUAAAAUUCAAAAACUGAUAUGAGACAUAGUAUAGUCCUGGCUGUUAAGCUGUAAUUGAAGUUGGAUGGUUAAAUUAAAUUGAUCUUGUUGUUAGUUAAAGGACCAGUGUGUUGUAUUUAGUGGCAUCUAGAUGAACGGACUUGACAGAAAUGGAAUAUAAUAUUAAUCACCUGAAAAUAAAAAUAAGUGUUUUCGUUACCUUAGAAUGAGCCCUUUAUAUCUACAUUGGGAGCACUUGGAAACAUAGUUAUUAUGAAUAUUUGUAUUCCAUUUCUGUAAAGUCUGAUCUACUAGAUGCCAUUAAAUCUACACACUGGACCUUUAAAGUUCUCAGCAAGUUGUUGGUUCGUUCAUCAAGGUUUGUAUCCUGUUAUGGUUGCUGACACUUAAUUCCUUCGUACUCUAAUCUUUGGCAGAGAUGGAGUCAGUUUUAAGUUUAAACAAGGAUUUUCUGUAGACACGGUUUAGAUGCUGUAAUUUCAAAAUCGAGCAUUUUAAUGGUUAAACUUCUGUAUUUAAAAUUGAAUCCAACCUUGAUGAAAGUGAUGAUGCUCAGCAAGGAUGAGGAUCAGAAAUUUAAACAAUAUCAACCAGAACUAAAAUAUGAAGAAAAGACAACUUGAAGUAGAGCUUCUGCUUUUACCUGAAUUAAAAUACAUGGUUUAAUAAAUCUUAUAUUCAGA